Messenger RNA from Miscanthus lutarioriparius, 1518 nucleotides. Lineage: Eukaryota; Viridiplantae; Streptophyta; Magnoliopsida; Poales; Poaceae. The record is from the annotation of a GenBank genome assembly.
AUGGCGCAACCCCGCGGGGCGCCGCCGCUCCUCCACUCCCGCCCGCACCGGCGGCUCCUGCGCUCGCAAAUCUCGCGCUGCGCCUGCCUGCUCCUUGCCUUCGCCGCGCUCCUCCUCCUCUCCUCCCUGCACCAGGUCGUGCGGGUCGACCUAUCCCGCCUGGACCCGGACCCGCCCCGCCAGGCCCGUUUCGCGAUCCCUCCUUCUCCAUUUUGGUUACUGGUGUCAAGCGAUCAACUGUGGGCUUCUAAUGGCUAUGGUUAUCAUGCUUGUGUUACACCAACCUCUAGAUAUAAGGUUCAAGGCAAGUCAGACAGCUACAUGACUGUUAGAAGUAAUGGUGGACUCAACCAAAUGCGCACUGGAAUCUGUGAUAUGGUCGCAGUUGCCCGUUUGGUGAAUGCAACACUUGUUAUCCCUCAGUUAGAUAAGCGAUCCUUCUGGCAAGAUACCAGUACAUUUAAAGACAUAUUUGAUGAGCCUCAUUUUAUUAAAGCUUUGGAAGGAGAUGUCCACAUUGUGAGUGACUUGCCUGGAAGUUUGCAAUCUGCUCCAAGAGCCCGGAAACACUUCACCUCAUGGUCUGGUGCAAGUUAUUAUGAGGAAGUGAAAGAGCUCUGGAAGAAUCAGAAGGUAGUUCACAUCCCAAAAUCUGACUCGCGUCUUGCUAACAACGGUCUUCCAAUUGAUAUCCAGAGAUUGAGAUGCCGCUGUCUUUACCAAGCACUGCGAUUUUCGGAUCUAAUUGAAGACCUAGGAAAGAAGCUAGUAGAACGUCUAAGAUCUCGUGGGAAAUAUAUUGCUCUUCAUCUACGAUAUGAAAAGGAUAUGCUAGCAUUUACGGGAUGCACUUACGGUCUGAGUGAUUCGGAAGCAAAUGAGUUGAGAAUUAUGAGAGAGAGAACAAGCCACUGGAAACUGAAGGAUAUAAACUCAACUGAACAGAGAUAUGAAGGCAACUGUCCACUGACUCCAAAUGAGGUGGGCAUUUUUCUGCGUGCUAUGGGCUAUCCUGAAUCCACAUGGAUAUACCUUGCAGCAGGUGAAAUUUAUGGUGGUGAAAAGUAUAUAUCAAAAUUGAGAUCGUACUUCCCAAAUUUGGUUAGCAAGGAGAUGCUAGCAACAAAAGAAGAGUUUGAGAAAUUCAAUAAUCAUGCCUCUCAAGUUGCUGCCCUUGAUUACAUAAUUGCAGUUGAAAGUGAUGUGUUUGUUCCAUCACACUCUGGCAAUAUGGCAAAAGCCGUAGAAGGCCAUCGUCGAUUUCUAGGGCAUCGUAAAACUAUCACUCCUGACAGGAAAGGAUUGGUGGAACUCUUUGAUUUACUGGAAAAAGGCGAUCUCAUGGAAGGUCCUAAGCUGUCAUCACUUGUUACUGAGAUGCAUAAAUACAGACAAGGGGCUCCAAGGAAGAGGUAUGGCUCCUUGCCAGGAAGCAAGGGCAGAGCACGGCUUAGGACUGAGGAAUCUUUUUAUGAAAACCCAUUUCCUGAGUGCAUCUGUUUGACUGGGAGGCACUGA